GAUAUAUGGAAUGAGCCAAAUAAAUUCAGAAAAUAUGCCGAUGUUAUGGUAGCACCGGAAUUUAUGGAAACCUUUUUAACUUUACUGGAAAGUCGUGAUAUUCAAAAUAUUGUUGAGCAUUUGCAAAACCUUUCCUGGCAGUAUCCAGAGCUUGUUGAGGUAAUAAACUUCACCACAACCUUCGAAGGACGAGACUUGAUAGGGAUUAAAGUACCAUUUAAGGUCGGAAGAGUUAAAGUCUUCAAGCCGGCAAUUUUCAUAGAUGCAGGUAUUCAUGCUCGAGAAUGGAUCGCGCCAGCUAUGAUAACACUAUACGGCAGAGACGACGACAUUACAAGAAUGGUAGACGUAUUUGACUGGUAUUUUGUACCUGUGGCUAACCCAGACGGUUAUGAAUAUAGUAUGACUGCGGAUCGAUACUGGAGAAAGACAAGAUCAAAGAAUGAAUCUGUAAGUAAAUGGUGUUACGGGGUUGAUGCCAACCGCAACUGGGGUUAUCGUUGGGGAGAAGUUGGUGGUAGUAGAAACCCAUGCAGUGGUGUGUAUGCUGGCCCAACAGCCUUUAGUGAAGUUGAAAUUGCUGGAAUUCGAGACUACAUAACCUGGAAAGUAGCUGACCUAAAAGCUUAUUUUAGCUUACACAGCUACGGUCAGGUAAUUUUGUCUCCCUGGGGAUACACUAAGGAACGACCAGAUAAUUACGAAGAACAGCAUACCCUAGCUCGUGCUGCGGCGGAGGCUAUUAGAAAUAAAACUGGUGCUGAGUACAAAUUUGGCAGUAUUUCUGAACUCAUGUAUCCAGCAUCUGGCACUAGCAUUGACUACAUGAUGAGCAAGAAAGUGCCAUUUACCUAUGGGAUUGAACUCCGCCCAGAAGAUGGGGAAUUAAGUUCUGGAUUUGAUCUUCCUGCCAGCGAAAUUGAACCGACAGGUGAAGAACUUCUGUCUGCUUUCCUGACAGUGGCAAAGCAUGUCGCUGGUAGAAGGUCGUCGUAG
This is a messenger RNA of Enterobius vermicularis (human pinworm), 996 nucleotides long. NCBI's taxonomy places the organism in Eukaryota, Metazoa, Nematoda, Chromadorea, Rhabditida, Oxyuridae. The record is from the annotation of a GenBank genome assembly.